GCGUUCAUUUUAAUUUCUACAUUGUGAUUGCGCCGCUUGGCGAGUUUCGCGCUGCAUUGUCUGUCAAAUACCCCUUUUGCUAGUUUUUCACGAAUGACUGUUUAAUCCCAAUACAAAUAUGUUGCAGCUUUUAAGUUCCACUUCUUACGAUGCCUCUUUCAUCCAACUGAAUCGGUGUAGAGGUCUUCCUGUCUAAACGGUAAAGCUUCAUCACCGCUCAACUAAUCGCUGCAAGUUCGUCGUGCGCCGAAAACUCCUCGACCCGUCACAAUCAUGUCUACACCUGCAACAUCGGUUAACAUAAGCGUUGAAGCUGGGCAGGAGUAUCAAGUGCAAGAGAUAGCGUACGAUGGACAAGAAAUUUACGUUCAGCCAUGUUCCAUGUCCGAGAACCUCACCAAGUUGGCCCAGAAGAUCGACUUUGGGAAGACGGAUGGCAGUUCACUGGAUUCAGCCAUGGACACGUCCGCUUCCGGUGAAGAGCAAAAGGCCUCUUUCCAGCCUUCUCUCUGGCCGUGGGAUUCUGUCCGCUCAAAGCUACGAAAUGCCCUGACUGAAGUGAGUGUCCUGUCGGAUGUCCUCAACAUUGCCAAACAGAAGCACUACAUGGUGUUGGAUCCGGUGUCGCAAGAACAACCCGAGCAUAAACCAGUAGCCAUGAUGUUGGCAAAGAAAAAGGCUUUGGCAUCAGCGGCAACGACGCUUCUCAAUGGUGCGGAGUGCCUGCGGACAUCCCAGGCGGAGGCGGCCGGAAGGAUGCGUCUUGUGCCUGAUUUUCACGUUGAGCUGCUGCACAUGCGCCAGAAUUGGCGACUUAAAAAAGUCGGCAACACCAUUUUGGGAGACCUUUCGUAUCGUAGUGCUGGUUCCCGCUUCUGGCAAAGCGGUACCUUCGAGGUUUCCAAGAGUGCCCAGGCUCUGGCCAUCACCAAACAGCCAACAACCCCCGAAAUUGGGACUUCUGGUGCUCCCCCGAGAGGCAGCUCCCUCAAGGUGACCCUGCCCUCGGAGCUCGAGGGCAUUUCCUACAUCCAAGUCACCAUCCAGAAAGAUACGGAGACAAUAGCGAGCGGCCAGCUCAGCAUCAACCUGCCGCAGAACGCAUUUUCUAAUCCAGACAGCGCAUGGCAACAGCGACUGGAAGCCGCUCAGAAUGUGCUCUUCUGCAGGGAACUCUUCUCUCAGCUGGCCCGUGAGGCUGUUCAACUCCAGCCAUCAAUUCCAAACUUGGUGGUGGGAAACGAAAUCACGACAUCCUUGUUUCCGGGUAUUCAGCUCUGCAUUGGACUCUGUCAUCGUACCCUUCAGGAUCGCAAACCGGUACCCCCUCCAGCGCGUCUGGACCACAAGCAUGUCUUGGAGCACUCCCUGCACCAACUUUUGCGGGAAUACCAUUAUUCUGCCCUUCACCACUCUGCACCGCGUCCUGCGUCGGCCGUCAUGGGACUUGGCCGCAGGAGACGACUCGCAGGUCCCCACGCGUACGACCGAGCACGAUUGGCCGAAACUCUUCACAGUGAGACACUUCUGGAGAAGAUCAUUGCGCAAACUCAACACGUCGUCAUGCGCCUGAGGACAAUGUCAGUGAUAGACCAGUUUGCUAGCGAAGUGAAAGAUCCCCUGGUGGUUGCCCAUUGGAUGUGCAUGAGCAGCCCCAUCAAUAACUCCGUCAAAAUCAACAUCCUGUCACAGGGAUACGAAGUCAUCUGCAGAACGCCGCUCGUGAUCCAAAUUGAGGAAAAAAAUCUCAAGGCCAUCUGCCGCGAUGGUCGAGUCAUCAACCUCUCCUAUGAGCCGCAAGAGUUACGUUACUUACUCAUGUGUCAGGGUGAUCUCUGUACGAUGCAGCCCACAGUCUGGUGCGCACGUGUCCGUCUCUUCGUCCCCACAGCAACAAGACUUCUACCCAUCAACGCUGGUCCGGGAUCGAAAGUGGCACAACCUGAGUGGCUCCUUCAGAGAGGUUUGCCUCUCGCGUAUGCAUGGCAAGUCAUUUCUCGCAAAGAUGGAGCUGCUCAUGGCAGCACUAACAACCUAACUCACAUUUUGUACAAAUCUCGGCCUGUGAUUAAAAGUAUGCGAAAUACAUUUCAAAAGGAACAAACAUUGUGCACACUGGUUAAAAACUGUCCAUCCAGCAUCCAUGCUUCCAGACACCCUCAUUGCUGAACUACCACAUGUGUGGCAUUAUGCCAAUGCUACCUAGACUGACAAAUGCUUAGUUGUCCCCCCAAUCCCAGUCACACAGGUAGCCAAAAUCAUGUCACUGUUCAUGGCAAACAUGUACCCCAUGGUGCCUGCAUAGUAGAAGCUCAGGCCCUUCUCUCGUUAUCCCAGUUUUAGUUAUUCGUACCUUCAAUGCCACAUUCAGCCCUUUCUAAAAUAUACCAUUUAUUAUUGUAUUUUCAAAAACGUGUAAUCAGAGGUCAGUCAACCAAGCUCGUAUCGGAGACGGCGGAGACGUUGAAAAUCAGUGUUUGGCCCACAUGCACCCUGGUAGUCUUCCAGCUCUGUGUUGAAGACUGCCCAGCUCAAUUUGUUGGGCGACACAUAGUGCGCGGACAAUGUGUGAUCAGCGUAUACAAGCUGGAAAAAAGUGUGUUCGCAUAUACCUUUGUUUUUAUCUGCUCUCUAAAUGAUGGUGGUGGUGGUUCUCAAGAUGAUGAUUCCGCUUACUUUUUGAGAAAUCGUUUUUUCAGUGUCAUAUAUGUACUGCUCGUGGGUGUAUCGGUUCCCACUAACAACAAAUUCUUCAGGGUACAGCACUUGCGUUUUGCUAAAUGGUGUGGUGCACACCUGCGAUGAAAACAGAGGGCACAUCACUGGUUGUUAAAAGUAAGUUGAUAAGAUCGCGAUAAUUCAGCU
Ornithodoros turicata is the source of this 2865-nucleotide messenger RNA. RefSeq names its product mediator of RNA polymerase II transcription subunit 17-like (gene MED17). The record is from RefSeq and is a predicted model, not a curated record. NCBI's taxonomy places the organism in Eukaryota, Metazoa, Arthropoda, Arachnida, Ixodida, Argasidae. Gene Ontology annotation, biological process: regulation of transcription by RNA polymerase II. Gene Ontology annotation, molecular function: transcription coregulator activity. The transcript is spliced from 12 exons. The coding region runs from base 274 to 2169 and encodes 631 amino acids. Gene Ontology annotation, cellular component: core mediator complex; mediator complex.